Molecule: messenger RNA, 1742 nt
Organism: Tauraco erythrolophus (red-crested turaco)
Lineage: Eukaryota; Metazoa; Chordata; Aves; Musophagiformes; Musophagidae
Gene: NDRG1
Product: N-myc downstream regulated 1
Source: RefSeq, a predicted model, not a curated record
AUGUCCACAGAGUUCCAGGAUGCUCACCUUGCAGAGGUGAAACCUCUGGUGGAGAAGGAGGAGGCUAUCACUCGCCUCCUUCCAGACUUUGAUGUUCAGGAGCAAGAUGUGGAGACUGUACAUGGCUCGGUCCAUGUCACCAUGUGUGGGACUCCCCGAGGUAACCGACCAGCUAUCCUCACCUACCACGACAUUGGUCUGAAUCAUAAAACUUGCUUCAAUCCUCUCUUCAACUUUGAGGAUAUGCAGGAAAUCACCCAGCACUUUGCAGUCUGCCAUGUGGAUGCACCUGGUCAGCAGGAUGGAGCACCCUCCUUCCAAGCUGGGUACGUGUAUCCCUCCAUGGAUCAGCUGGCUGAAAUGCUUCCUGGAAUCCUGAAACAGUUUGGGCUGAAGAGCAUUAUAGGAAUGGGAACUGGAGCCGGUGCCUACAUCUUAACCAGAUUUGCGUUAAACCAUGCGGAAAUGGUGGAGGGAUUAGUUCUCAUUAAUGUAAACCCUUGUGCUGAAGGUUGGAUGGACUGGGCAGCAACUAAGAUUUCAGGUUGGACAAAUGCUCUGCCAGACAUGGUCAUUUCACAUCUCUUUGGAAAGGAAGAGAUUCACAGCAACCAUGACCUGAUCCAUACUUACCGUCAGCAUAUUAUUAACGAUAUGAAUCAAACCAACCUUCAUCUCUUUGUCAACUCUUACAACAGUCGACGAGACCUAGAGAUUGAGCGCCCUGUUCCUGGAAUAAAUGUUGUCACCCUUCAGUGCCCCGUCCUGCUGGUGGUUGGUGACAGCUCGCCGGCGGUGGACGCCGUGGUUGAAUGCAACGCAAAGCUGGACCCAACAAGGACCACGCUUCUGAAGAUGGCUGACUGUGGUGGGCUCCCUCAAGUUUCCCAGCCUGCCAAGCUUGCAGAAGCUUUCAAGUACUUUGUUCAGGGAAUGGGAUACAUCCCCUCUGCUAGCAUGACCAGGCUGAUGAGGUCCCGCACCGCUUCUGGCUCCAGCGUAACCUCUUUGGAAGGACAGAGGAGCCGGUCUCACACCGGGGAAGGCACGAGAAGCCGGUCUCACACCGGGGAGGGAACGAGGAGCCGAUCCCACACCGGGGACGGUGGCAGGAACCGCUCCCACACAGACACGCGCAUCGAGCUGACACCGAACUCGGCGAGCAACGCUGAACAAUCAAGCCCCAAGUCCAUGGAAGUGUCCUGUUAGAUGGCUGUGGGAGGUUUAAACUGGUCACAGUGUGAAAAAGUAAUGGAUGCCCCCUGUGUAUCACAAAAGCAUAGCUGGUAUUAAUCUCAAGCUAUUCCGUAGGAUGAACUCUGUUCACCAGGGUCUGACAGGGACCAAAGAAAAGAAGCAUCUCAUUUGCUCUGUCGUUAUUCUUGUAACUCAGACAGUCGCUGCUAUUGUGCCCUCCUUCAAUGGAUGCCAAAUUCUAAAGGAUACUUGCCAAAAGUUGAUGUGGUUGUAAACACUUCAGAGUCGAACCAGACUUGCUUAAUAUCCUCCUUUAAAAUCAAAGCUGUUACAUGCCCCUUUAUCUCUUAUUCUUUUGAAGUAAACUGGCACAAUUUGAGAUGAGUUUCAAAGAGGGGGAGAAAAAAAAUCGCUACUAUGGAUGGCUUUUAAAGAAGGAAAUGAAACAAAUGUGUUAUGGCCUCAUGUUGAAGCUGGAGUCGAAUUCAUUGUAUAUAGCUUGACUUCAAAUGAUAGAGAAGUUAAUGUAUCGUGCAUUUAUAGGC